AUGCAGGCCGAGGAGGGCCCUCGCUCGGUCAAGGAGCUCAGGCAAGCCAUUGAGAUCCAGGAGCUGCGCAAGAGGCUUACCACGGCAGAGGAGGAGGCCCUGGCCCUCCGGCGCCGGCUGCGAGCAGCGGAGCUGGAGGCGCAGCAGUCGGAAGCCUUGGUCCAUCGACUACGCAACGACCUGCACCAGUGCGAGGGCCUGCUGACCUCAAAGCUGAAGAAAGGGGAGGUGGCAUCGGCUCCACCUAACCGCCCCGUGACGCGCGACGGGCGCAGGCCGGCGACGCCAGCCACGAAGCCUCCUCGCGGGCUCAGCAGCGACGAGCUGGAGGCACUUGCGAUCCAGUUGCCCGUGCAGACCACCUUCGGCGAUUUCAUUCUUCAGUCCGUGGACAGUGCCAAUGUUGAGGGCUACAUCGUGGAAGCCUUUCAGGGGCGAGAUCCUUAUCGCUCUGUGUGGAUUGACCAGCAGUCUCCAGCAAGCAAGAUCGGCGACCUCUUUCCGGAGGACACGCAGAAGGUUUUCAUCUACGAAGCCAAGGAUGUCUGUGCACUCCGCUACACCUUCCCAAGCCAACAAGAGAGAACCAUGUUUGUGCCAAAGUGGGACACGUGGAGUAUGCUUUUCCACAGACUGGAUAUCCUUGAUGCUCCUCCUGUGGUUACUACAAGGUUCCUGAACAAAUGCAAUGUGAUUAGAAGCAUGCCCGACGAGCCCUUCUACGAGCUCACAGGUGCGCAGGUUCUCUUCACUUACUUGCCCCAAGACAAGUUGCUUGACGUGACCGUGGAUGACUUUACCAGUGGCAGUGGCGACCAGUAUUCUGGCACUUGCACCCUCGCCCUGAGCACAAAUUUCAUGGAGGCGCUGGGUGAGAUGAAGCUGAAUAACAAACUGCCAGUCCAUAAGCUGAAGUUCACAGUCGUUACCCAGUUUGACCCGAUCGUUCAUUUCACGGUGAUGGGCGAGGACAUCCAAGAUCACCAGACCGUGCGUGAUGUGCUGACUGAGAAGUGUGUAGCCAUCACUGUGGAGCGCGAGAUCUACCUGCCCGAGUACUACGAGAGCAUCUCCGAGGGUGUGGGCGAGGCGAUGCAGGAUGCGGAUGUGGCUGUGCUGUGUGAGCAGAGCCUAGUCCUUCGUCUCGUGUUUCAGCGAGGCUACAUCCUGACCCAGAAGCAUCUCAAGACCAUUACCUUGGAGGUCUUGCACUACAUCAAUGAGAAUGAUGUUAAGCCGGUUUCCUCUGAGUAUUUGGAGGAUGCAGAGGAAUGGGCGCACGAGAACAUCUACGAGGGGGACCAAUAUGAUGAAGAAGUUGCGCUCACCUGUGAGUAUGCCGUAGUCCUUGCAGAUCGUCUUCAUGACAUUUGCUUUGAAGAGCAGUGUCAAGCCGAUCAAGAUUGGGCAGGCGACUACUGGGCUCGAUACUACGGCGACGACUAUUACGUCGACGACAACUAA
Symbiodinium natans is the source of this 1464-nucleotide messenger RNA. The record is from the annotation of a GenBank genome assembly. NCBI's taxonomy places the organism in Eukaryota, Dinophyceae, Suessiales, Symbiodiniaceae.